AGGCAGUGCUGGCAGACGGAUUUUUACAAAAGAUGGAAAGAAUAAGAAAAAGAAUGAAGGGACCUGCAAUCAGCUUUGCUUUCCUCAACUCCUGUCGUCUUGGGAUUCGCAUUGUGCUCCUGUGUGUUUCUCUACUUGGCCUCGUCGACGGCGCGUCUUCUUCUUCCAGCACCACCUUUCCACCAGGUCAUUCUCAACAGAACGAGACGGAACAGCAGGAGCCGAUCCUUCAAGUAACCCUAGCAGGCGCAACUAGUAAUUUCCUGAGAGAAGGGGAGUCUUUGGUACUACUUCCUCACGAACUACGUACAGAACGACAAGAACUAUCCUCAUCACAGGAGCAACUACUAGCAAUACCACUACAAAGAAUACCAGCACCAGGAACAGUAGAGUUUUCACCUUCAGCUUUACAAUUACAGCAAACCACUGAGCAGCCUAUCCGACACCGACCACGCAUCCACCUCAGAACCGAGCCUAGUAGACCAUUCUUGUCGAAUGAGUGGCGACUCUACUUCGCCCUAAAAAUCCACCUAAGCUACGAUGGAUCGCCAGAGAAAACUAGACUGCUUUUCCAAAAUCAUAGGAGAAAUAAGCGUGAUGGUCACCAAGCUGGUCAAGAUGGUGGCUUGACCUGCGUCAUUUGUCAGGAUGAAGGUGUACUAGCUGAACAGCAACAAACGUGUGGAAAUUCUACUACAAGCGAUGGCGAAG
Amoebophrya sp. A25 is the source of this 711-nucleotide messenger RNA. Lineage: Eukaryota; Dinophyceae; Syndiniales; Amoebophryaceae. The record is from the annotation of a GenBank genome assembly.